CUCCGGCUCCUGCUGGGGCGCAGCGACGAGCGGCGGCGGCUCCGGCGGCGGCUCCUCUCGGACGCCCGACGUCCCCGUUUUCUGCUCGCCCGGUGCCAGGAGAAGUGUCCCCGCGGCCACCCGGGUGCUGAUGUGCCUGGAGGCGGGACAGCCGGGACGAGGGGCGUCGUGGGAUGUGUGUUCACACCUUUCUUUCUGGAAAAGAGUUGCUGGAAUUGUCUUCUGUCUUGCUGUGAUUUUCAUCUUAAUAGGGGUUAUCUUAUAUUCACCUAGAUUACUAGACCUGGAGCCAUGCCCUGAUGACUGGCUAUAUUACAAGAGGAAAUGUUACUAUCAGUCAGGAUCUGUGGCAGACUGGAAUUCCAGUCAGAAGUUCUGCUCUGACUUUGGAGCUUCCCUUGCAGUAAUUGACCACGCCCAAGAUCUGGAAUUUAUAUUAUAUCGAAUGCGCACUAUAGACUUCUGGAUUGGACUACAAAAGACAGAAAAUAAAUUCUUGUGGGUGAAUGGAGAGUCACUUAACACAAACUUGUUUCAUGUCAAUAUAACAGAUGAUGGAGACUGUGUCCAUAUAAAUUCAGCCUUUGUCUCUACUAAAAAGUGCUCUUCACAGAGGAACUGGCUUUGCACCCUUGGUCAGUUUGAUCCAAAGACAAUCUCUUAAUAGGGGACAGCUGGCUGUGCAAAUACAAAGACUUUCUUCAUUAGAAAUUGGAAUUCAGAAUACAGGGAGUCAUUGCUGUAGGAGGUCCACAGGACCAAGGGGUACAGUGGAGGAGGAUCACAUCCAGGCUUCUCUAUGGGAAUCACAGAAUCACAGAAUCUUAGGGGUUGGAAGGGACCUCAAGAGAUCAUCGGGUCCAACCCCCUGCCAAAGCACGUUCCCUAGAGCAGGUUGCCCAGGUAGGCUUCAGAAGGCCCUUGAAUAUCUCCAGAGAAGGAGACUCCACAACCUCCCUGGGCAGCCUGUUAAAGUGCUCCGUCACCCUCACUGUGAAGUUCUUUUGCAUGUUGGUGUGGAACUUCCUGUGCUCCAUUUUGUGGCCAUUGCCCCUUGUCCUGUCCCCACAAACCACUGAAAAGAGGUUGGCCAAACCCCUCAGGUAUUUAUACACAUUGAUGAGAUCCGCCCUCAGUCUUCUCUUCUCAAGGCUGAACAGACCCAGGUCUCUCAGCCUUUCCUCACAGGGGAGAUGCUGCAGGCCCCGUGUCAUCUUUGUGGCCCUCCGCUGGACUCUUUCCAGGAGAUCCCUGUCUUUUUUUGUAGUGGGGAGCCCAGAACUGGACACAGUACUCCAGGUGAGGCCUGACCAGGGCAGAGUCGAGGGGGAGGAUCGCCUUCCUUGACCUGAUGGCCACGCUCCUUUUAAUGCACGCCAGGAUCCCAUUGGCCCUCUUGGCCACCAGGGCACACUGCUGGCUCAUGGUCAACCUGUUGUCCACAUGGACUCCCAGGUCCUUCUCUGCAGAGCUCCUCUCCAGCAGGUCAUCCCUCAGCCUGUACUGAUACAUAGGGUUGUUCCUUCCCAGGUGCAGGACUCUACAUUUGCUCUUGUUAAACUUCGUUUGGUUUCUUCCUGCCCAUCUCCCCAACCUGUCCAGGUCUUGCUGAAUGGCAGUACAGCCUUCUGGCGUGUCGGCCACUUCUCCAAGCUUUGUGUCAUUGGCGUACUUGCUGAGGGCAGACACUAUUCCCUCAUCAAGGUCGUCAAUGAAGAUGUUGAACAAGACUGGACCCAGCACUGACCCCUGGGGAACGCUGCUUGUCACAGGUCUCCAGCCGGACUCUGCACCGCCGAUCACCACCUUCUGAGCUCAGCUAGUCAGCCAGUUCUCAACCCACCUUACUGUCCACUCCUCUAUCGCACACUUUCUCAGCUUUGUCAGCAGGAUGUCAUGGGACACAGCAUCAAAAGCUGAAGUCAAGGUAGAUGGCAUCCACUGCUCUCCCCCCAUCUACCCAGCUGGUGAUGCCAUCAUAGAAGGCAAUGAGGUUGGUCGAACACGACUUCCCCUUGGUGAAUCCAUGCUGACUACUCCUCAUAACCUUCUUCUCUUCCAAUUGCUUGGAGAUGGCAUCCAGAACAAGCUGUUCCAUCACCUUUCCAGGGACAGAGGUGAGACUGACUGGCCUGUAGUUUCCUGGAUCCUCCUUCUUGAAGCAAUAAAGGGAAAUAUAGUGACUCUCCAAAAAGAGGUUAUUGGUUAAAAAUUGGCAGGACCAACGAGAAAAUGAUGAUAAAGUGUCUGUUACAAAGAACAAAAGUUAUUUCUUGGGAAUGCAGUUUCAUGGCUAAAACUGCUGAAGGGCAUUGCAAUAGAUAUGUUCUUUGAGAACUCUGAUGAUAAUCUUCAGAACUGCAAGUCAUGAUUUUUUUUGUGCAGCUGAAAACACUGUGGGACAGACAUGAAUGUCAUACUGAAAACGCAACUCAUAGCGGAUCCAGUGAUGUGACUCUUCCUGCUCUUAAUGGAGUUCAGUAAUUCUUUGACUAGGAACUUUCAAUUUGUCUGUUUGGCAUGUAUCAUAAGGUAUUUUGAUUUCCUUCUUCUUUUUCCAUGGGGUGUUCAAAUGUGUCCUGGUUUUGGCUAGGAUAGAGUUAAUUUUCCUCCUAGUAGCUGGUAUGGUGCUGUGUUUGGGAUUUAGGAUGAGAAGAGCGCUGAUAACAUGCUGAUGUUUUAAUUGUUGCAGAGCAGUGCUUACACCAAGCCAAGGACUUUUCAGCUUCUCGCUCUGUCCGGCCCGCGGGCAGGCUGGGGGUGCAGCAGGAGCUGGGAGGGGACAGACCCAGGACAGCUGACCCAAACUGGCCAAAGGGGUAUUCCAUACCAUCUGACGUCACGCUGAACAAUUAAUAUGGGGGGGCUGGAAGGGGUGGGGGGACUGGCUGCUCGGGGAUAGGCUGGGCAUCAGUCAGCGGGUGGUGAGCAAUUGCAUUGUGCAUCACUUGUUUUGUACACACUAUUAUUAGUAGUACUAUUAUCAUUAUUAUUAUUAUUUUCCUUCCUUUUCGGUCCUAAUAAACUCUCUAUCUUAACCCA
Molecule: messenger RNA, 3042 nt
Organism: Cygnus olor (mute swan)
Lineage: Eukaryota; Metazoa; Chordata; Aves; Anseriformes; Anatidae
Product: C-type lectin domain family 2 member L-like
Exons: 5
Coding region: 131-664 (177 amino acids)
Source: RefSeq, a predicted model, not a curated record